Molecule: messenger RNA, 4065 nt
Organism: Phytophthora sojae
Lineage: Eukaryota; Oomycota; Peronosporomycetes; Peronosporales; Peronosporaceae
Product: putative copper-transporting ATPase
Exons: 2
Coding region: 1-4065 (1354 amino acids)
Biological process (GO): copper ion homeostasis; monoatomic cation transport
Cellular component (GO): membrane
Molecular function (GO): P-type divalent copper transporter activity; ATP hydrolysis activity; copper ion binding
Source: RefSeq, a predicted model, not a curated record
AUGGUGGUGACGGACCAGGAGCUGCUGCCGCUGGUGCGUGGCGUGCAGGACGGCGCGUGCGUGCCCGCGGCCGAGGACGUGCCCAGCGUGACGUCGUCCCAGCGGCGCGACGAAGAGGACCGCGUGGUGUUCCUCGUGGUGCCGGGGCUCUCCGACGGAGACCAGGAGGCCGCGUCCAAGAUCGAGUCGGCGCUCAAGGCCAGCGCUCUGGGCGUGCACAGCGUGCAGCUGGACCUGCUGGACAAGCUGGCGAGGAUCGAGCUGCGCCGCCGCGCGGACGAGGCGGCGGAGGCGGCGCUGGCCGACGAAGUGCGACGCGCCACGCCCGAGCAGCUCGUGGCCUACCCGGUGUGGCAGCACCGCGAGCGCAUCGUGCGUCUGCGCGUUGAGGGCAUGCGCUGCAUGACCAACUGCGGCCGCCAGGUGAUCCGCGCGCUGGAGCAGAUCCCGGGCGUGCUGCACAUUCACGUGGACUCCAAGUCUAAGACGGCGGAGGUGGCUCUGGCCAAGGGCUGCACAGCCACAGAGGUGGACCUCAUCAAGUACAUCCGCGCCGCGAACCCGAGGUUCAGCGCGUCCAUUGCCAAGGAGAAGAAGGAGCGCACGAGCUCCGUUCCAGGCGCGAUCUUACUGAAUGUCACUGGCAUGAGCUGCGCCAAGAACUGCGCGACGAAGGUUCAGGCGGCGCUGCAGAGUGCCGAGGGGGUCAUUGACGCCACUGUGGACUUCGGUAACAAGCGCGCGACGAUCAUCCUGGAGCCCGAGAGUAAGGUCGCGGAGGAAGACUUGAUCCAGGUUGUUCGCGGUGCUGGCAAGAAGUUCGACGCGUCGCGCUACGAGCUCUUCAGCAAUGACGGCGACUCGCGCGUGGUCUACCUCAAGAUCGAUGGCAUGAGCUGCGCGAAGAAUUGCGCUAGAAAGGUCCAGGACGCGCUGAACGGCGCAAAGGGAGUCAUCAAUGCGAAGGUGGACUUCGAUACGAAGCGGGCGACGAUUUUCUUGGAGACUGGCAGCCACUUGACGGAAACCGAGCUGAUUGACGUGGUGCGUUCAGCCGGCCAGAAGUUCACGGCGACAGUGGCGACGCCUACGAGCGGCCCGCGCACAAUUCUUCUGGCGGUUGAGGGCAUGAGCUGUGCGAAAAACUGCGCGAGCAAAAUUGAGAGGGCUUUGAACGCGGUGCCGACCGUGGAGAGCGCGACUGUGGAUUUUCCGCUGAAGCGCGCUACCGUGCAGCUUGAAGCUGGUAGUUCUCUCACGGAGAAUGAUCUGAUCGACGUUGUCCGUGGUGCGGGCGCCAAGUUGGAUGCAGCAGUGUACGUUCCGUCUCUGACGCCGCGCACUGUGUUGCUUGAAAUUGAGGGCAUGAGUUGCGCCAAGAACUGCGCGCGCAAAGUCCAGAAAGCCCUCAGUGAGACCGAAGGCGUCGUCUCGGCGUCUGUAGACUUUUCAUCGAAGAAGGCAACCGUUGAAGUUGACCCGGAUGGACAAUUCAACGACGAGGACUUGCUGCAAGUUGUUCGAAGCGCCGGCUCGAAGUUCAGUGCUCGUUUGGUCAAGCCAGCAACGCUGGCAGCGCCCUCAAGCGUGGAGAAGACUGCCGAGCUAUCAGCGAAAACGGAAGAAGCUUCUUCGACUACGUCCGAUGAUGCGACGCUUUUGGUCGGUGGAAUGACCUGCAACUCGUGCUCCAACUCGGUGGAAAACGCACUCAAGCAAACGGAAGGUGUGAUAUCUGCCGUCGUCAGCUUUGCGACGGAGAAAGCAACGAUUCGCUUUGAUAAGGACGUGGUCGGUAUCCGAACGCUGGUUGAAACAGUUGAAGACAUCGGGUACGACGCCUCGUACGUGUCCGGGGCAGAGGCUCAGAAGGCCCUUGGAGACCAGCGUGCAAAAGAAAUCACGCGAUACCGCAUCGACUUCUUCGUCUCGGUGCUUUUCACGUUCCCGGUUCUUCUUAUCAUGAUGGUGCUUGACAACAUCGAAGCCGUUGAGCACGGUCUGGCAUCGGGAAUCCUGCCAGGCAUUUCGUGGCAGACAUUGCUUGUGGCGAUUCUAGCUACCCCAGUGCAGUUUUAUCCUGCCCGCCGCUUUCACGUGGAUGCCUGGAAGGGAAUGAAGAACCGAGUGCUUGGUAUGUCGUUCUUGGUAUCCAUGGGCUCGAACUGUGCGUACUUCUACGGUGUGUUCAGCAUCAUCCGUGCCUUCUUGCUGAACGAUUCAAGCGUCGCCAACCCGGACAUGUUCAUGACGUCGUCGAUGCUGAUUUCGUUUGUGAUCCUCGGCAAGUUCUUGGAGUCGAUUGCCAAGGGCAAAACGUCGGCUGCAUUGAGCAAGUUGAUGGAGCUGCAGGUUAAGUCGGCUACACUGCUGGUUUUCAGCGCUGAUGGAACAAGGAUCCGGGAAGAACGGGUCGUGCCGAUCGAAUUGGUGCAGCGCGGAGACACUUUGAAGGUUGUUCGUGGAUCUUCAAUCCCCGCGGAUGGUGUCAUCGUGUACGGCGAAGGUCGGAUUGACGAGUCCAUGCUGACGGGUGAAUCCAAGACGAUCAAGAAGGUGUCUGGUGACCGCGUGUUGGGGGCAACGGUUAAUGUAGACGGGCUGUUCCACAUGAAGGUUACGGGUGUGGAUAACGAUACUGCGCUGAGCCAGAUCAUUCGCCUCGUGGAGGACGCGCAGACCUCAAAAGCGCCGAUUCAAGCGUACGCAGACUACGUUGCAUCCAUUUUCGUCCCAACCGUGCUGGGGCUGUCCUUCCUGACAUUCUCGGCGUGGUACAUCUUGUGCGCCUUUGAGGUCGUUCCGGAAAGCUGGAUUCCACACACCGACAGCAAGUUUGUGUUUGCCUUCAACUUCGGCAUCGCUACGCUCGUAGUGGCGUGUCCGUGUGCGUUGGGCUUGGCAACGCCUACGGCAGUUAUGGUUGGAACGGGUGUUGGUGCUGAACACGGUGUACUGAUCAAGGGCGGUGAGCCGCUGCAGGCUGCACACAGCGUGAACACAAUUCUGUUCGACAAGACGGGAACUCUGACCGUGGGGAAGCCAGUGGUGACGGACGUGGUGGUGCUCAGCAAGAAGCUGAGCACCGAAGAGCUAAUUAUUCUUGCUGGCUCGGCUGAACUUGGCAGUGAACACCCGCUUAGCAAGGCGAUUAUCGAGUAUGCGAAGUUCAUCUCAUCGUCUCUUGAACAGCCGACGGGGUUCCGCGGAGUUUCUGGACGGGGUAUUGCCUGUAUGGUGGGCGAGCACAAGGUUAUCAUCGGCAACCGCGAAUGGAUGGCAGACAAUGGGCUCAAGCGUAUGACGAGCAUCGUGCUACAGCAGGCCACGCUGACUUUCCAGAAUGCCGGCAAGACGACCAUUUACAUGGGUGUCGACGAUGAACUGAGCGCUGUCUUCGGUGUUGCCGAUGCUCCCCGCAAGGAGUCGAUCCGUACGCUGAAGAAGCUGAAGCAAAUGGGGCUGGAGGUGUGGAUGGUGACGGGAGACAACGCACGAACGGCGUUCACCAUUGCCGACCAGCUCGGCAUCAGCCGUCGCAACGUCAUGGCCGAGGUGGUUCCGUCCCAGAAGUCGUCGAAGGUCAAGCAGCUGCAGAGCACCGGGCGCAUUGUGGCUAUGGUGGGCGACGGCAUCAACGACUCGCCUGCUCUGGCUCAAGCGGACCUGGGUAUCGCCAUUGGUGGCGGCACUGAGAUCGCCGUCGAGACUGCCGGCAUGGUGCUCAUGAAGGCGAACCUGUUCGACGUCAUCACGGCGCUGGACUUGUCCCGGACCAUCUUCAACCGCAUCCGGCUGAACUACGUGUGGGCGCUGGGCUACAACUGUCUGCUGAUUCCGCUGGCCGCGGGCGUGCUGUACCCGUUCGGCUUCAGCAUCCCGCCCAUGUUUGCGGGUGGCGCCAUGGCCAUGUCGUCCGUGUCGGUGGUCACGUCCUCGCUCUUGCUCCGGUACUACACUCCUCCAGCUCUGCCCGAGGACUUCAGCGUGGACGACACCAAGUCGCUGCUCUUCAAGAAGCCGACAGUCACCACGCCGCUGCUCGCGUCCAGCACGCUCGAGUAA